Micropterus salmoides (largemouth bass) is the source of this 3721-nucleotide messenger RNA. It is a transcript of the gene jmjd6, whose product is annotated as jumonji domain containing 6, arginine demethylase and lysine hydroxylase. Gene Ontology annotation, cellular component: nucleus; cytoplasm. The transcript has 6 exons. Bases 259 to 1464 code for a protein of 401 amino acids. Gene Ontology annotation, biological process: phagocytosis. Gene Ontology annotation, molecular function: P-TEFb complex binding; histone H4R3 demethylase activity. NCBI's taxonomy places the organism in Eukaryota, Metazoa, Chordata, Actinopteri, Centrarchiformes, Centrarchidae. The record is from RefSeq and is a predicted model, not a curated record.
GUUGUCUGUUAACGAAACUGUACCGUCGAGGCAGAUUUUAAAAGUGAUCUCACAUUUGUUGGUAAAGAUCUGAGGACGGGUUCUACACAUUACCCGCCUAUUUUGGGCUUAUUAUCUUAAGCAAAUAAAUAAAGCGAGGCUGUCUGAGCAGCGUAGCUAGCCCGGUGCAGGCUAGUGAAUGCGUCUCUGUGGUAGCUCCAGGUUAGCUCGAUAGCUAGCUGAGCAGCGACAACACUCUUUUAAAAGCCAGGAGGAGGAAUGAACCAUAAGAGUAAGAAGAGGAUUAAAGAGGCGAAACGGAGCGCCAGACCCGAACUGAAAGACUCAUUAGACUGGACUAAACACGGUUAUCAUGAGACUUUCGACCUGUCGCACCUCACCGUAAAGGACAGCGUUGAGCGUGUGGACGCCCUCCGAGUCACCCCUGAAGAGUUCAUCCAGCGCUUCGAGCGGCCCUACAAGCCUGUCGUCCUGCUGAACUGCCAGGAGACCUGGCCCGCUCGGGAAAAAUGGACUCUGGAACGCCUCAAACGCAAAUAUCGAAACCAGAAGUUCAAGUGCGGGGAGGACAACGACGGAUACUCCGUGAAGAUGAAGAUGAAGUACUACAUGGAGUACCUGGAGAGCACCAGGGACGACAGCCCGCUCUACAUCUUCGACAGCAGCUACGGGGAACACGCUAAGCGGCGAAAGCUGCUGGAGGACUACGAGGUGCCCGUCUUCUUCAGGGACGACCUGUUCCAGUUUGCAGGAGAGAAGCGCCGACCGCCGUACAGAUGGUUUGUAAUGGGUCCGGCCCGAUCCGGCACCGGCAUCCACAUCGACCCGCUGGGCACCAGCGCCUGGAACGCCCUGGUUCAAGGGCACAAGAGGUGGUGUCUGUUCCCCACCAACACGCCCCGCGAGCUGAUCAAGGUGACCAGAGAGGAGGGAGGAAACCAGCAGGACGAGGCAAUCACCUGGUUCAACGUGGUUUAUCCCCGAACUCAGCAGCCGAACUGGCCUCCAGAGUUCACGCCACUGGAGAUCCUCCAAAAACCUGGGGAGACGGUUUUUGUGCCUGGCGGGUGGUGGCACGUGGUUCUCAACCUGGACACGACAAUCGCCGUCACUCAGAACUUUGCCAGCUCGACCAACUUCCCCAUCGUGUGGCACAAAACUGUCCGGGGACGACCCAAACUCUCCAGGAAGUGGUACCGUAUCUUGAAGCAGGAGAGGCCGGACCUGGCGGCGCUGGCAGACAAAGUGGACCUGCAGGAGUCGACAGGCAUCGCGUCGGACAGCUCCAGUGACUCUUCAUCAUCGUCGUCCUCCAGCUCGUCCGACUCUGAUGCGGAGUCGGGCUCCGAGGGCGACGCCAUGUCCCAUCGCAGGAAGAAGAGGCGGACCUGCGGCGUGACGGCCAACGGGGACACCAGCAGCCAGGACGACUGCGUCAGCAAAGAGAGGAGCUCGUCGCGGUGACCUCCCGCCUCCGUCCAGCCCCCGCCCACCUCCCGGCGGCGACUCCUCACCAACACUGAAACAGCUGCUUGUAGUCUAGUUUAGGUUGAAGCGAGUUGCAAGUUAAGGAGGAUCUGAUGGGGGUGCGUGGGCCAGCCGGAGACCUGCCACCACUGUGCUUUUCAACACCAAUCGAUACGUUUGUCUCUGUAGCUCCUGCAGCGGGAGGACAUGAAGGGGAGGACGAAGGGCGGCUCUGGGAACUUUAAAAAGCUGCUUUCUGAUGUGACCCUGCUGGGAAACGGCUCUUAAAGGUCGUUAGAAGAGGUGAAAGGUGUAGUUUAAGGUGUUUAAAAUGUGUUCCCAGAUCUGGACAGGAUAACCAGCUCUAGCGGCCACAUUUCUGUGCAGUCGCAUAUAUAAAACUAACACUCGGGGCCUCUCGUUUCACAGCGGUGUCGCCUCUUAAAGGCGAGCUCGCACCAGAACAGCAAAAUUCAUGCACGUGUCCUCACAAAAUACUAAAGCUUUGCAGCGCAGUAACUCCUCACAGGGCGUGUUGGUGAGCCUGUAAGCUAACGGCGUCCCUCUUAGCGUGUUAAUGUUUCCCUGCACGCUGUCGUUUCCUGCCGGUUUUACACGUCCUGCUGUGAAACUAGAGGCUCCGUCUUUAGGAGUCCUGACCCUCGAAAUGAAAAGUCACCCCGCAAGUCGGUUGUUUUCCCCUGAAAUAGUUGGAAGUGGCGUCGUCUCUUCUGCCUGCUUUGGUGAUUUAACUGUAACGUGUAAACGGGCCUUAAGGAAAUUAAACAGUUAAAGGCAGCGGCAUUUCAGACAGGCGUGUUACUGUUGCAGGAGGGACAAACUGCGUCCGUAGAGUUUGAGUUCUCAGGUGGAGGAGGAGGAAGUUUCAGCAGCGAGGUCGCCAACGUUUCUGCCAUUUUGAUGUCGUGCCUGCUUCGUGCCAUGUGCUGCAGCCGAGGCGCUGUGAGCUUCUAAAUGUGUUGUUUUUUUUUUAGAGUAAAUGACAGUAGAGGGCACUACAUUGACCAGAAUGCACUGCUGCAGUUAUAUUAGCGUUUCUUCAGGUUCUGGUUGAAUAAACAGCUUUGUGUCGGACGAGGAGGCAUCAAAUGGAGACUGCAGCUGGUUAAUAUCAUCAUUGAUUAAAACAAUAGAUGUUUUAGGAACUUUAAAAGCAAACAUGGCAACAAAAAAAAAGUGUCUCAAGCUUUUCAAAUGUGGCUGUUUUUGUGGUUUUCUUAAUCUUCUGACAGUUAACUGAAUAUCUUUGUGUUUUGGACUUUUGGUCGAACAAAACAAGACGUUUGAAGACGACCUCUCGCGCUUUUGGGAACUUGUGACGGUCAUUUCUGUACAGCUUGCUGACGUUUUCAAGACUGGUGAUUCCCAACUGCACUACCAGAAGUACCUGUACUCUUAUUCCCGGGAGGUAAUGUGGAGAGAGGAAAAUUAAGUAACCUCCAACCCCAACCUGAGAGAGCUGUAGCACCUGAACACCACCGGCUGAGAGCCACAGAGCAUGAAGUCGAGCUAUGACCUGAAGAGGAGGUUAAAUAAACAGCUGAAAAACUUAAGACACAAAACCUCAACACAGAGAGAAGAAUAUAUUUUAAUAAUUAUUAAAUGUUAAAAAACGUCCAGUUUAGAAUCAGUUCAGUAAAACUCAUUUGAAGCACCUUUACAAACAAACAAUCCAGAAAAUAAUUAAUAAUUAUGAUAAGUUGCAACCUUGCUGCCGAUUGUUCCAGAUGGCAUCAGAAAACCUUUUGCUCUGCAGACCGACCAACAGUCCAAAACCCCAAAAUAAUCAGUCGACUGAGAAUUAAAACUGAGGAAAACUCGUCACUUUGGAGAAGCUGGAACCAUCAAACAUUUGGCUUAUUUUGCUUUAAGGAACAAACUUAAAUAAUGAAUCGUUGUUAAAAAGCUUUGUGCAGCUUCUCUCCAGACGAGUGUUGCUUUAGAUUAAAGUGCCUAUAAAGAAGAAACGUUUGUCGCAGGCCCGCGAGGUGCGUCAGUGUCACCGACUGCUUCUGUGUUUUUAUCCGUUGUUUUAAGUCGUGCGAAGGCGCUGCGCUGGUCUCUGAGGUCGGUCACGCGGUGCCUUUCGGUGACGGUCCGUCUCUGCUCGAAGGUUUUCCCUCCCCGCGUCACGAGCGCUGAUCUGGGAUGAGCUUUUAGGAUGGAGACAGAUCCGCGUGUGAUCAGUUUCACUUUGUUUGAUCAAUAAAAACCUUUUCUAUGAAUCAAAACA